Sphenostylis stenocarpa is the source of this 3072-nucleotide messenger RNA. The record is from the annotation of a GenBank genome assembly. NCBI's taxonomy places the organism in Eukaryota, Viridiplantae, Streptophyta, Magnoliopsida, Fabales, Fabaceae.
AUGGGCGCCGUUCGAAAACUCAUCGUGGAAGUUGUGGACGCUCACCACCUUGUCCCGAAGGACGGGCACGGCAGCUCCAGUCCCUACGUGGUGGUCGACUUCAAUGGCCAGCGGAGGAAGACUCGGACCGCCAUUCGAGACUUGAACCCAGUCUGGAAUGAAACGCUGUCGUUCAAUGUCGACGGGCACUCUCAGUCUCACAUCUUUGGCGACAUGCUCGAACUCGACGUUUACCACGACAAGAACUACGGUGCCACACGGAGGAACAACUCCCUCGGUAGAAUCCGCCUCAGCUCCUCGCAGUUCGUCAACAAAGGCGAAGAGGCUUUGGUUUACUACGAGUUGGAGAAAAAGCACUUGCUCAGCAUGAUCCAAGGCGAAAUUGGUUUGAAAAUCUAUUACAUCAACGAACAGGUAAUUCCUCCUCCACCUCAAAAAGAGGAAGCACCGCCGAAGAAGGAAGCGGAGACGGUGGAGAAAGUACAAGAAACACCUCCACCACCACCGGAAGGUGAGAAACCUAAAGAAGUAGAAAACACAGAAACUAAACCACUUCCAGAUCCAACUGUAUCUGAAAAAUUACCAGAACCAGAACCAGAGGAAAAACAAGCUGAAAAUGAUGAAAAACCGUUAGAAGGUGGAGAUGAGGUGGAUCCGUUACCACCUGAUGUGAAUUUGGACGUGAAGGCACAGUCUGUGUCAAGGUCAAAUUCGGAAAUAAGGUUCGGGGGAAUUAACGGUCCUCCCCCUCCGGCGUUGAAAAGGUCUGCGUCAGCGACGAGUUUCGCAGCGUCAGAGGCGUCGAGUGAGAGCAGCGUGUUGAUGGAACGGUCGUCGUUUGAUCUUGUUGAGAAGAUGCACUACCUGUUCGUGCACGUGGUGAAAGCGCGGUACCUUCCCACCAAGGGUAGCCCCGUCGCGAAGAUCGCGAUUUCGGGACAGCACCACGUCACGUCCAGGCCAGCGCGCAAAACCACCGUGUUCGAAUGGAACCAGACAUUCGCCUUCGCCCGCGACUCUCCGGAUUCCAUCUCCUCUUCGGUCCUCGAAAUCUCCGUGUGGGACCCACCCGCGUCUGAAGCUUUAUUUGGUGGGGUGUGUUUUGACGUGAAUGAGAUUCCAGUGCGGGACCCACCAGACAGCCCGCUGGCCCCACAGUGGUACAGGUUGGAAGGCGGUGGGGCCCUGCACAGCGACCUCAUGAUUGCCACGUGGAUAGGAACACAAGCUGACGAAUCGUUUCCCGACGCGUGGAAGAGCGACACAGUUGCUAAUGUCAAUGCCAGAGCCAAAGUUUAUCAGUCGCCGAAACUGUGGUAUCUCCGCGCCACUCUUGUCGAAGCUCAAGACCUUCUUCCGCAGUUGAAUACGUCCAAGGAAGCGUGUUUUCAGGUGAAGGCCAAACUGGAAUUCCAGGUACUGAAAUCCAAAAUGGUGGUAACUCGAAAUGGAAACGUUUCAUGGAACGGUGAAGAUUUCAUAUUCGUGGUGGCAGAGCCAGUGAGCGACCACCUCGUGUUUACUUUGGAAAACCGACAACCGGAAGCGCCGGUGACAGUGGGCGUUCUGAGAAUACCUUUGCUCGCUAUAGAGAGGAGGGUGGAUGACCGGAUCGUCCCGUCGCGGUGGUUCACGUUCGACAACCCCAACGAGAACGAUGACCACACCUGCAAAGCGAGCAUGCCCAGGGUGCACCUGCGCUUGUGCUUCGACGGUGGGUACCACGUGAUGGACGAGGCAGCGCACCUGUGCAGCGACUACCGCCCCACGGCAAGGCAGCUGUGGAAGCCUCCGGUUGGAACGUGCGAGCUCGGCAUUAUCGGUUGCAAGAACUUGCUACCGAUAAAGACGGUAAACGGUAAAGCCACCACCAACGCGUACUGCGUGGCCAAGUACGGUAACAAAUGGGUUCGUACGCGAACAGUUUCGGAUAACACAGAACCCAGGUGGAAUGAACAGUACACAUGGAAGGUUUACGAUCCCUCAACUGUUUUAACUAUUGGAGUAUUCGAUAGUUGGUCAGUGCCAAUGAUCGUUGAUAACGAUAACGACCAGAAUCGUGAUCAAACCCCUAGCGAACCUGAUUUCCGUAUAGGAAAAGUACGAGUACGUAUUUCUACGCUGCAAACAGGGAGAGUGUAUAGAAAUACGUACCCGCUACUGAUGCUAACUCCCGAAGUGGGGUUGAAAAAAAUGGGUGAAAUCGAGAUAGCGAUCAGGUUCGUUCGCACGACACAGCGGCUGGAUCUCCUCCACGUUUACUUGCAGCCGAUGUUACCUUCAAUGCACCAUAUGAAACCGUUAGGGGUUGUGCAGCAGGAGGCACUGCGGAGCACGGCGGUGAGAUUGGUGGCGGGGCACUUGGCGAGGGCGGAGCCGCCGCUGAGGAAGGAGGUGGUAUUUUACAUGCUGGACGCGGAUUCGCACAACUUCAGCAUGAGGAAAGUGCGCGCAAACUGGUACAGGAUAAUAAACGUGGUGGCGGGGGUGAUUGACAUCGUGCGGUGGGUAGAGGACACGCGCGGAUGGAGGAAUCCAAUGGCCACAGUUCUGGUGCACGCGCUCUUAGUGAUGUUAGUGUGGUUCCCUGACCUCAUUAUUCCGACUUUCUGUUUCUAUGGCUUCGUGGUGGGCGCGUGGAACUACAGAUUCCGGGCACGUGAUCCGUUGCCGCAUUUUGAUCCAAAGAUUUCGCUGGCGGAGGUGGUGGAGAGAGAGGAGCUGGACGAGGAGUUCGACGCCGUGCCUAGUGGGAGGGAGAGUGAGGUGGUGAGCGUGAGGUAUGAGAGGCUGCGGACGCUAGGCGCGCGCGUGCAGACGGUUCUGGGCGAUUUGGCGACCCAGGGGGAGCGCGUGCAAGCGGUGGUGACAUGGCGGGACCCACGCGCAACGGGGAUGUUUGUCUUCAUGUGCUUGAUGGUGGCAAUGGUGCUUUAUAUGGUGCCGUCGAAGAUGGUGGCUAUGGCUUCGGGGUUUUACUACCUCCGACACCCUGUCUUCCGUGACCGCUUGCCCUCGCCGGCGGUGAACUUCUUUAGAAGACUGCCCUCUUUGUCGGAUCGUAUUAUGUAA